This is a messenger RNA of Biomphalaria glabrata, 3269 nucleotides long. RefSeq names its product prolactin regulatory element-binding protein-like. Gene Ontology annotation, molecular function: protein binding; guanyl-nucleotide exchange factor activity; GTPase activator activity. Lineage: Eukaryota; Metazoa; Mollusca; Gastropoda; Planorbidae. Gene Ontology annotation, biological process: protein secretion. The transcript is spliced from 10 exons. Gene Ontology annotation, cellular component: endoplasmic reticulum membrane. The record is from RefSeq and is a predicted model, not a curated record. The coding region runs from base 290 to 1321 and encodes 343 amino acids.
GGCACCGGUAAAAGGUGUCUUGCUGGCACAUACAGAUUUUCCACUUUAUGUUGUUCGUGCACUUGACGAAAGACAUUUUCUUGUUGCCGGAGGAGGAGGGCAAGCUAAAACUGGAAUAGCUAAUGCAAUUUGACAAGGGAAUAAGUCAGAGUUAAACUACAGAAAAAGUAACCAUAGUCAAUCUUUCAACACCCGAGGUGGAAACAAGGAAAUUUACAAGAUAAGCUCAAAUCAAAAUGGUGUCAUUAGCACUAACAUUUGCAGACAUGAAACAGAUAUCCGUGCCAUCAUGAACUGUGCUACUUUCUAUGAUGGCAGACAUCAUCACUUAGCAACAGGAGAAGAUGAGUUCUGUCAUACGUAUGCUGUGAAAUACAAGGUCGUUUCACAAUCUUCAGACAAAGCUGAAAAACAAGAUGGAGUUCGGUUGAGAAAACCAGAAAAUGAUUUAAAAGAGAAAAGUGACAGCAACAGUAAUACUAAACAGUUAACAUUCCUAAUAGAAGAUACAGGCAAAGUUGUGACAGAUUUCUCACCUGAUGGUGGCUUUCAGAAAUGUGUGCGCUUCUCAUCUCUGAUGACCCACAUGGCAACAGGAGGAGCUGAUGGUCAUCUCAGAUUUUGGAAGUACCCAGAGCUGGAGAAAGUCUGGGAUACAGAAGGACAUAAACAAGAAAUAGAUGACCUUGAUAUUAGCCCUGAUGGUUCAAAGAUUGUUACUAUAUCUCGAGAUAAAAAUGGGUGUGUUUGGAAUACUGGUAAUGGCAAGAAAGUGACAGAUUUAAUCUGGAACUACAGUACAUCUCAACCUUACAGAUUUAAAGCUUGCAAAUAUGGUCUUAUUGAAGGCAAGCGUGACAAGUUUAAUAUUUACACUGUAAACAUUCCUGUUACUCGUUCAGCAAAGUCUGUUUGUUACAUCUCAUUGUGGGAUAGUAGUAAAUUUAGUCUCAAGAAAACAGCCAGUGCUGGUACAGAAGUCAUCUCUGCAUUUGCUGUCAGUAAUGAUGGGAUCUAUUUGGGUGUUGGCUCAAUAUCUGGGAGUGUUUCUGUGUAUAUCUCAUUUAGUCUUCAGAGACUGUAUCAUGUUCAAGAAGCUCAUAGUAUAUUUGUCACCAGUGUUGACUUCUUACCAUGUUCUGAAGCUGCCCGAGCAGUCACUGGUAACCAAGACUUUAACCUGCUCAGCGUAUCUGCUGAUAAUACCAUCCGCCUUCACCAGUGCCCAGAGAGAUCUACCAUCCACCCUGUUUGGUUGAUACUUGCCUUGAUAUUUAUUAUCUUUGCAAUGUUCUAUGUGAUGUCAGAAUUGGGACUUUGAUGUAAAGAUAUUAACUCUUAUCAUUAUAUUAGUGUUUUCUGAACUUACCUUCUACUGGAUUAGAGAAAAAAAAAAAGGCUUGAUGAUACAAGACUCAUAACUAAACAUUGUGAAAGAAAACUACAACAGUUAUCGCCUAUAUAGAUUCCCUAGCAGUAUAUGAUGUUGCUACUGGAUUAGAUCAAUAGUUGUGAUGGUACAAGACUCAGAACCAAACAUUGCAAAAAUUUAAGAAAGAUAGUUAUUUCUUGUAUAGAUUUGCCAGCAAUACAUGAUAAAUUUGAGUCAAACAUGUUUCUAUGAUUGUGUUCAUUUACUGCCUUCCAUCAGCAUGAAUGAAAUUUUAGAUUCAAAUUGGAACUGUUAUGGACAUUAUCUGUUGCCCUUGUGCAUCAGCCAAAUGUUUUGUUGUUUUAACUUCAAAUGUUUAUACAUUCAGCUUGUUUCUAUUACUUCAUAUUUUUAUUCAUUUUUGGUAGCUUUAUAAAGGCAACUUAUUUUGCCAUUGUGAUUAAAGGUUAUGACCCUGACAUUGUAUGCAUACUCUUUUGUUUUAAACUCUUUCAUUAUCAAACUUUGUAUCUGACAUAGUGCCAGAUAUUAUUUCACACAUUUCUCCAUUCUAUUUUACAACUAGCUUGAGCUAGAAGUGUUAGAAUAACUAUUACAUUAUGCAUGCAUCAAAGUAAAUAUUCACAAGUGUUGACUAUUAAAUUAGGUUUAUUUCAGAGCUAAAUAUUUCAUAUAUCUGUGAACAUUUGGCUUUUCAUUGUAUGCAGCAAAGUGGUUUCAUAUUACUUAUAUUUCAUUUGCAUAUUCUGCUGUUUUAAACGCCAAUUUUUAAUGAUGUUUCUACCAUUUGUGUCAGUUUGUCUACUUGAUCUAUAGUAACUGUAAGGACUGUUGAAGGCUAGUAACAUUAUGUUCAUUAUAUGCAGCUAGCACCAACAACUAUACAGAAUGUAUAGAUUCAUUCAAUCUUUUUUUUUCUUCAUUUGCGAAAUAAUUUGGUUUUGUAUGGCUUGCACAACUGAAAUAUCAGUAAUCAGGAAGUACUGUAAAAUGCUCAUUUCUAGCUAUAAUAAUGUGCACAAUGAAUGUAGCAUUUUAAUAUUUGUAUUGCUUUAUCCAGUAGAAUAUCCUUACUUUUUUGGCUAUCUUUUAAAUGUCAGCAUAAAUUUUUGUCAGAGAUUAUUGCAUGUCUGAUCUUAUUUAAAUAUUUCAUAAGUAACUAUGGUAACACUUUUUUUAUUGCCCUUUUUUUUCUAAAAAAAAUAUUUAUUAAAAACUACUGUAAGCAUGUAAUAAAUGACAAUUUACUUAAACGUAUAUUUAAUAGACUAGUUCACACUCAUAUGAAAAUGAGAUCAUUUAAGAAAAAAAAACACAAAUGACUCAGAAAAAUAUUUAUUUCACUUUUAAUUUUGUGGCUAAAAAUUACAAUUUCACUUUAGAAUUUCAAAAUGGGCAGAAUUUUAUUUUUCAUUGAAAAAGCUUUUCCAAAUAGAAAUGAAAUUCAAUAUGUGAUAUACAUAUUUUGUACAAUGUGGUAUCUCAAAGGAAGUGCUUGGUAGUAAAGGCAAUGUCAGGGUUUGAAUCUGGCAGUGUGUGAUAAUUUACUGUAGACAUUACCAUUUUCGUUCAAGUAUUUAUUAAACUGUCCUAAUUCUAUCCCAUACACAUAAAGGUCUGUUGAUAGAGUGUGGUUGGUCCCAUUUACUUGUGUGAUUCCCACUACUCACACAUUGUAGAAUCUAAUUCUUCAGGUAUUUCAGAAGCUGUAGCACACAUUGUUGCAUUACUGACAACACAAAUCUUACUGUCACUCACUUGGCUGGAGAUUAGAACAUUUGUGUAGAUCUGAAAAAAAAAAGGCAACAUAUUUCUACUGGUAUUGUAUUGUCAGGUACUAAAAUACAGAGUUUUAUCCCCCCCCACUCCCCCCCCC